Molecule: messenger RNA, 1017 nt
Organism: Vicia villosa (hairy vetch)
Lineage: Eukaryota; Viridiplantae; Streptophyta; Magnoliopsida; Fabales; Fabaceae
Exons: 6
Coding region: 1-1017 (338 amino acids)
Source: RefSeq, a predicted model, not a curated record
AUGCAAACAUUGGAGGAAUUAAAGGCGCAAGUCCGUGAAUUGCAAAAGGAUAAAGAGAGAUAUAUGGCGGAAAAGUGCAGUUCAGAGUUGAAAGAAACUAGUGACAAAGCUUGUAUCAAUUGUCAAAAUAAAUUUCCCGUGGGAAUUUCAUCUUGUCAGCUAUACUUUUCAUCACCGACUUAUCGCCUAGUUGGAAAGGGAAAAGUGCAUAACACUUUGGGAGAUUUACUUCACCAUAGACCGCUCCCUGCUGGACAUCUGAAAGUAUUGGUUGGUAUUGCAUUAGAUCUGGAUGUGUUGCUACCGAUACCUGACAUUGUUUCAAAGACAACAUUGCUGCGAGAUGCAAUAGGAUCAUUUGUUGCAUGGUCGUCAGACCUCAUUUUUAUAGAUGAUGAGACUCCUACAAAACUUGCAUUUAAGGAUAAAGGGAUUUUGCGGCACAACGAGUCUGUUACAUCACAAAAAGAGUCACAACAAGUGAGCCAGAAAACUAAUAGCGUACCCAACAAGAAAAGGGAUCUUCCAAGAUCCGUGGCAAGAAAAGCUUUUGUACCUCGAUUCCGGAUGUGUCUUGAAACACUUGUGGGAACAUCAAAUUUGAUGAAUGGUGCUAUUCAUCAAAUGGAUAUGGAGGAAGGUAUCUUUGCUUUUUAUUGCUCCGAAACAAUUUCAAAAGAGGAAAUGGAACAUAUUUUUCAACAUACAAAAUUAGGCAUCGGUGUUGUACACUUAUACAUCCGGUUCUUGUAUGAAAAAUUGAUGCGCGAGAAUCAAUUGUCAAACAAAUUCCAUUUUGUGUCUUCCGCCCGUGUCAACGGAGCAUCAUUUGUUAAGGAUCCAGAUUCAGUAAGAUAUCACUUAGUUGAGAGAUACAAGGCCAGUAGUACAGAAAGCUUGUAUCUUUUACCGUAUAAUACUAUUCCUCGUCUUUGGUUAUUGGUUGCUAUUGAUCCUUUCAAAGAAGUGGUGUAUUAUCUGAAUUCGGUAGAUGGUGAUUGGACAACUUAUCUGUGA